GGUGGACCCCGGGUCCAUGCUUUCCAUGCUGCCCAUGCCGCUGAGGAGAGGCUUCUCAAGAACCUGUUUGCCCACUACAACAAGCUGUCCCGGCCCGUGGCCAACACCUCCGACGUGGUGCUUGUUCACUUUGGCCUCUCCAUCGCCCAGCUCAUCGACGUGGACGAGAAGAACCAGAUGAUGACGACCAACGUCUGGGUAAAACAAGAGUGGAAUGAUUAUAAGCUCCGCUGGAAGCCAGAGGAGUACGAGAACGUCACCUCCAUCCGCAUCCCAUCGGAAAUCAUCUGGAGGCCUGAUAUUGUGCUUUAUAACAACGCUGAUGGUGACUUCGCGGUGACCCACCUGACCAAGGCCCACCUGUUCUACGACGGGCGCAUCAAGUGGAUGCCGCCGGCCAUCUACAAGUCCUCUUGCAGCAUCGACGUCACCUUCUUCCCCUUCGACCAGCAGAACUGCAAGAUGAAGUUUGGCUCGUGGACUUACGACCGUGCCAAGAUCGACUUGAUCAGUAUAGCCAGUGACGUGGACCAGAUGGACUACUGGGAGAGCGGCGAGUGGGUGAUCAUCAACGCCGUGGGCAAGUACAACACCAAGAAGUACGAGUGCUGCACAGAGAUCUACCCCGACAUCACCUAUUACUUCAUCAUCCGCAGGCUGCCGCUUUUCUACACCAUCAACCUGAUUAUACCAUGUUUGUUGAUCUCCUGUCUGACUGUCUUGGUGUUCUAUCUGCCCUCCCAGUGUGGCGAGAAGAUCACCCUGUGUAUCUCUGUGUUGCUGUCUCUCACCGUCUUCCUCUUGCUCAUUACUGAGAUCAUCCCGUCCACCUCGCUGGUCAUCCCGCUCAUCGGCGAGUACCUCCUCUUCACAAUGAUCUUCGUCACCCUCUCAAUCAUCAUCACCGUCUUUGUGCUCAAUGUGCACCAUCGCUCGCCGCGCACCCACGGCAUGCCUCAAUGGGUGCGGCGGGUCUUCCUGGACCUGGUGCCUCGUGUGCUUUUCAUGAAGCGGCCACCGGCCACCGCCAAGCAGAACUGCCGGAAGCUGAUUGAGAUGAUGCACCAGACCAGCUCCUCGACAGCAGCCGGUCAGUCGCAGUCUUUCUGGGCCGGGGUGGAGACGGGGCUAGGACAGCUAGGACACACACUGCCUGCCACCCACUCUGACAGCUCCAACAUCCUGGCCCUUUCCCCUUCGCCCUCCCCCUCUCCUCCCCAGGGCCUGCCCUUGGAGGAGCACCCCCUCAAGGCCCCCCAGCCCUUCUGCCGCUCUCCUUCCAGCCAGUACUCCAUCCUCUUGGAGGAGCCUGGCAAGCUCGGGAACACCGCCUCCCCUUUGUCCUGCUCAACCCACUCCUCCACCCCGUCCUCCUCCUCCCCCCCGUCUCUGCUGCUGGGUCCCCUGGGUCCAGUCCACUCUCUGCCCCGGGACGAGCAGCGAAUACUCUCCCCCAACGGGCGGAGCCACAGUGUAGAAAACGUGUUUGACCAGAGGGAGCCUAACCGGGAGCCCCCCCAGAGGGCCGGGCACUGCUGCCGCUCCCACAGCUUCCAAUACUGCUGCCUGCACGAAGAAGGGGGUGGGGUUGCUGGUGGUGGCAAGGGCCGAGGGGCUGUAGGUGAAGGAAGGCUAAAGAGACAGGUCCUGCUAGACCAACUAGGUAGAGCCUCCUCCACAGAGCCCACCAUGGGUCUAGUGAUCCGGGAAACCAUGGUCCCCACAAUAUCCCCGUCGAUGAGAAGGGCCAUAGAGGGCGUGCAGUACAUUGCUGACCACCUCAGGGCAGAGGACGCUGACUUCUCAGUAAAGGAGGACUGGAAGUAUGUGGCCAUGGUCAUUGACAGGAUAUUUCUCUGGAUGUUUGUACUAGUGUGUAUACUGGGAACACUGGGACUAUUCCUUCCUCCUUGGCUGGCUGGAAUGAUCUAGAAACCUAGAUUCCAGACACAAUGAAACCGUGUGGAAGUCCGGUUCCGAGAGAGAUUAACAACAAGAGACACAGAGUUACAAUGCAAAGUUACCUGUGAGUCUCUCUAGGCCAAUGUAUUUCUAGAUUUUCUAAUAAUGGUUGAUUUGUAUUUUAUGCCUUUUUUGUUGCUUUUUGGAUUGAACGUGUAAGUCACUGUCUUUAUUUGUGUGUUGCCAUUGUGCACAGGUUAUCGUGAGGUUAUUCACAGAGAAAUGGAGGGGAUGUGUCUUUCAUUGAUUCCACAGAACAUAUGAAUUCUUUAUGAGACCAAAAGGCCGACAGUGAAAACAUCCUUCUACAUAAUUCCAUUUUGACAUUGAGCUGCGUAGCCCAGGUCCUCACCUAUGUAUAACGAAUGAAGGAUGGGCUGACCUGCGCACGUUGCUGAUUCAUUAGCUUGAAAUGCUAAAACUUGAAUUGAUCAGUUUAAAUUAAAUGGAGGUUAAUGAAAAAAAUCCCAUCCCUAUGACCGUUUGUUCAUCUGAUAUUUAAUUUUGCCUGAUGACAAUAAACUAUAUAU
Messenger RNA from Coregonus clupeaformis (lake whitefish), 2492 nucleotides. RefSeq names its product neuronal acetylcholine receptor subunit alpha-4-like. The coding region runs from base 178 to 1932 and encodes 584 amino acids. The record is from RefSeq and is a predicted model, not a curated record. Gene Ontology annotation, molecular function: transmembrane signaling receptor activity; acetylcholine-gated monoatomic cation-selective channel activity. The transcript has 5 exons. Gene Ontology annotation, cellular component: neuron projection; postsynaptic membrane; synapse. Lineage: Eukaryota; Metazoa; Chordata; Actinopteri; Salmoniformes; Salmonidae. Gene Ontology annotation, biological process: signal transduction; chemical synaptic transmission; regulation of membrane potential.